AUGAUCCAGCUUGAGAGAACGAGGAAGGAGGAAUCGGCGAGGCGACAGGUCUACGGAGAUGGCGAGGCCCGAGCGGUGGGUCUGUAUGCCAAUUGGUGCAUGGCAAGAAUCCUGUCGUCCGGCGAGACGAAGGGUGGGCACAGUACGGGGUUCUUCAUCUCGGAGAAUGGUUUUUUCCUCACCGCCUGCGAUGUUUCCCGAGCCCGGCAGUGGAAUGUCGACGCGUCACGUGGAUUGGAUCUGAUGACCUGGAGCUUGUCGAUCGGUACCCGAAGCUUCUCAUUGAGCAUGUUGAAGAUUUUAACGAGCACGGCGUAUCACUGUGGAAGUGGGGGUCGACGCCUUAUCUUCUGGAACCGAAUGAUGAGUUACACGAUGGCGAACAGUUUAUCCUUGCUGGUAAGGGCUGGAGUGAGACGUUUAACUGGGGCACAAUUAUCAAUCUUCGCGCCCACGUCAGCUCUUCCAGCAGCAGCGGACAACCUCUACGACUGCACGCAGAAGAACGCCAGACAUUUAAUCGGUGCUCCAGUUCUUACCCUGGAUCCAAUUCGCUUCGUCGGUAUCGUCACUGCCGUCGAUCAGCACACGUGGCUAGAAUCUGGGCAGGCCUCCUUUUGCCUCUUAACGACCAACUCGCCGGCGUGGGUGAAAAUUGAGGCAGCGAUGGAGUGCUACCGAACUACGAUACCGAAGUCAAAGCCAAACCCCCGAAAGAAAACCAUGUUGGAACCAGACGAGGUCGACGCAAGCGGAACCGAUGCCACUCAGCAACAAACCACCACGAUCUGCAUCGACUCCAGUCCAGUCGAACACCCGCCGUCGACCGAGCAUCAAGGAGAAGGCCACCAUGGUCCUUGGAAUUCGGUAUGCGGGCGUAUUCGUACUCUUCUGGCCAGCGCGUUGAAGUGUCUAAGACUCGAAUAG
Phytophthora sojae is the source of this 927-nucleotide messenger RNA. RefSeq lists its product as hypothetical. The record is from RefSeq and is a predicted model, not a curated record. The transcript has a single exon. NCBI's taxonomy places the organism in Eukaryota, Oomycota, Peronosporomycetes, Peronosporales, Peronosporaceae. The coding region runs from base 1 to 927 and encodes 308 amino acids.